Molecule: messenger RNA, 4111 nt
Organism: Canis lupus familiaris (dog)
Lineage: Eukaryota; Metazoa; Chordata; Mammalia; Carnivora; Canidae
Gene: LARP1B
Product: La ribonucleoprotein 1B
Exons: 20
Coding region: 252-3092 (946 amino acids)
Biological process (GO): positive regulation of translation; mRNA stabilization
Cellular component (GO): cytosol; cytoplasmic stress granule
Molecular function (GO): RNA cap binding
Source: RefSeq, a predicted model, not a curated record
CGGAGGACGCCCUGGAGGAGGAGGCGGCGGCCGGCCGGGAGGAAAAGCUGCAGCCGCCGCCGCCGCCGCCGCCGCCGCCGCCUAAAGAGAACCCCUGGACCAAAAAGCCUCCCCAGCACCUGUCCCCUGCCGGGACGGGGCCGCCGCCGUGCCCCCUGGAAACCCUGGAGGCAGAGCUCAGUUCCCCUAAAAUUAUAAAAGCAGGAAAACUCAAGACAAAGAAAUCCAACAAGGCUAGUGAUUUCAGCGAUAUGGCGAAUUGGCCAACACCAAGUGAAUUAGUGAACACUGGAUGUCACAGUGUCAUCAGCCAAGGAAAUAAGAAACCACAAAAUAGAAAAGAAAGAGAAGACAAGGUUGAAAAGAGAAUUAACAGUGAGAGCAAAGAAAGCCGGGAAACAAAAUUAGAUGGUCCUGGUGAAAAUGCCAGUGAGGAUGAGGCUCAGUCAAGUAAUCAACGAAAGAGAGCUAAUAAGCACAAGUGGGUACCACUCCACUUAGAUGAUGUAAGACCAGACAGUCAAGAAAGACCAGGAUCUCGGAACAGCUCAAGAUGUCAACCUGAUGCAAAUAAAUCAUCAUAUAAUAAUAGGAGAAAUGAUACACGAAGUUGGAGGCGUGAUAGAGAAAAGAGAGACGAUCAAGAUGAAGUUUCCAGUGUGAGAAGUGAGGGUGGCAAUAUCCGAGGUUCCUUUAGAGGCCGAGGAAGAGGCCGAGGACGGGGAAGAGGACGAGGCAGAGGAAAUCCUCGACUGAACUUCGAUUACUCAUAUGGUUAUCGAGAACAUGGUGAAAGGACUGAUCAGCCAUUUCAAACAGAACUUAAUACCAGUAUGAUGUAUUACUAUGAUGAUGGUACAGGUGUACAGGUGUAUCCUGUGGAAGAAGCAUUGCUUAAAGAGUAUAUUAAACGCCAAAUUGAAUAUUACUUCAGUAUAGAAAAUUUAGAGCGGGACUUCUUUCUUAGGAGAAAGAUGGAUGAACAAGGUUUCUUGCCUAUUUCCCUGAUUGCUGGUUUCCACCGUGUUCAGGCUCUCACUACAAACCUUAAUCUCAUUUUAGAGGCACUGAAAGAUAGCACAGAAGUGGAAAUUGUGGAUGAGAAAAUGAGAAAAAAGAUAGAACCAGAAAAGUGGCCAAUUCCAGGCCCUCCUCCACGUAGUGUGCCACAAACAGACUUCUCUCAACUGAUUGAUUGCCCAGAGUUUGUACCAGGCCAAGCCUUUUGUUCACAUACAGAAUCUGCCCCAAAUUCUCCAAGAAUUGGAAGUCUGCUGAACCCAAAGAAAAAUACUGAAACAAGUAAUCUUCAAGCAAUGUCUAGAGGUUUGUCUACUAGUUUGCCUGACUUGGACUCAGAACCUUGGAUAGAAGUAAAAAAGAGACAUCGUCCAUCUCCAGUGAAAUUGAAGAGUAAAGAUCUGGCUUGGAGGAAAGCUGACUUGACUGUAGGUUCUGGGGGCCUAGAUAUUUCAGUGAUACCUGCUAAGGAAUCAUCAUCUCUACCUGAAGAGGCAUCAAAUCAGCUGUAUCCUUCAGAUGAGCAAGAGCAAGAAGAGCUUGAUUUUUUAUUUGAUGAAGAGAUAGAACAAAUAGAAGGACGAAAAAACACAUUUACGGAUUGGUCUGAUAAUGAUUCAGAUUAUGAAAUUGAUGACCAGGAUUUAAACAAGAUUUUAAUUGUCACUCAGACACCACCUUACAUGAGAAAACAUCCUGGAGGAGAUCGAACAGGCAACCACAUGUCUCGGGCAAAAAUUACAUCUGAACUUGCUAAAGUCAUUAAUGAUGGCUUAUAUUACUAUGAACAGGAUCUAUGGAUGGGAGAAGAUGAAAACAAACACACAGCCAUAAAGAUUCCAUUGCUUCAGCUUCCUGGAAUGCUAAGCACUACCUUCUCAGCUCAGCAGGACAGCCAUUUUUUCCUUGGGCUGAAGCUUCCUAUGCCAUGGUUGGGAAAUUGUAUCCAAAAAGAAAGCUCAGAUUUGAGUGAUGAAUCAGCCCAGAAGCUGUUUGAUGUUUCAGGAAUAUCUUUAGCAACAUUGGCCCAUUCAUUGCCCACAGCAGUUCCAGAAUCUCCUAGAAUUCAUCCUGUGAGGACACCUAAAACACCUCGAACACCCAGGUUACAAGAUCCAAACAAAACACCAAGAUUUUAUCCUGUUGUUAAAGAACCAAAAGCUAUUGAUGUAAAGAGUCCAAGAAAAAGAAAAACGAGACAUAGUACAAAUCCCCCUCUAGAAUGUCAUGUUGGUUGGGUAAUGGAUUCCAGAGAUCACGGGCCAAGAACAUCUUCUGUCAGCAGUUCAAAUGCUUCACCUUCAGAAGGUGCACCACUAGUAGGAGGUUAUGGAUGUACUCCUCAUUCAUUCCCAAAGUUCCAGCACCCUUCUCAUGAACUUUUGAAGGAAAAUGGCUUUACCCAACAAGUGUACCACAAGUAUCGUCGAAGAUGCCUAAGUGAGAGAAAACGCUUGGGAAUUGGCCAGUCCCAAGAAAUGAAUACCCUCUUUCGUUUCUGGUCCUUUUUCCUCAGAGAUCACUUCAAUAAAAAAAUGUAUGAGGAAUUUAGACAACUUGCUUGGGAAGAUGCAAAAGAAAAUUACAGGUAUGGAUUAGAAUGUCUGUUCAGGUUUUAUAGUUAUGGACUGGAAAAAAAAUUCAGACAAGAAAUUUUUAAAGAUUUCCAAGAAGAAACCAAAAAAGACUACGAAUCUGGUCAGCUGUAUGGAUUAGAAAAGUUUUGGGCUUACCUAAAAUAUUCUCAAUCUAAGACACAGUCUAUUGACCCAAAACUUCAGGAAUACCUCUGUAGCUUUAAGAGGUUAGAAGACUUCCGCAUUGAUCCCCCGAUUAGUGAGGAAUUUGGAAGAAAAAGACAUUCAUCUACUUCUGGUGAGGACAGUAGUCGUCAUAGACUUCCAUCUAAUUCCUCUGCAAAGCCACCAAAUGCUGCUAAGCCUACAUCUGCUAAUCAGCUUCAGGUCCCAAUAAACUGUCCCAGAAGGAAUACUUCCCAGGAGUCCAGUGACAAUUCACACCAGAACAGUGCUGCCUCAGUCUCAACAGAUGGUGAAAUGCCUGAGAAAUAGACUCUUACAAAAGUUGUUUGCCCUUGAAAUCAACAUUUACAUCAGUAUUUAUUUGGGGAAAAUCUUCUGAUGUUUGAUUGUGAUAAUCACAAAAAAGAAAAAGGAAGAAAAGCGGUAGCAUUUUUUUCUAACAAGAUAAAUUCUGAAAACUCAUUUUCCCUGAUGUCAUGAGCAAGGAUAGUUUUGGUGACCUUUUAGAGAGAUCCUCUAGUAAUGUAUUUUGGUCUCAGUAUUUCUUUUUCAAAGCAAUUGUUUAUAAGAACAGCAUUCCUUAAAUAUAUAGAAAAACAAUGCAAGGAAUGCCUAAACAUUUCAGCUCAUACUUCUUAAAGAAGAUAUCGUAUGUUGUAUUCAUCUCUUCUAUAGAGCUUUCCUAAAGAAUCCAAUUACCCUGUUAUCAAUUCAUAUUUGAACUUAUCAAAAACAAAGGAAGAUUACGUAUAUAUUUUUUAAAUUCAAAAAAAAAUACAUUUGCUCUUCUUUUAGACCAAUAGCUUAAGGAAAUUUUUUUUUUAACCAAACUAGAACUGUAUUGCAGUUAAAUUGAAGUAUGAAAUAUGUGCACUUUGGAUGCUGGGUUUGGCUUUUUUCCUUCUCUAGUCAUACCUCAUGAUUUCCGUAGUUAUUGUUGUGCUAGUGUGGAAUGUUCUGAAUUGACAUCAGCUGGUUACAUAUUAGAAGAGAUUUACUUUUUGUGGCUCUAUAAUAAACAUGCACAAGUAAUUGAAAACUGGGUUGGGAUUGGUUAGGAAUUUUGUUCUAAAUCAAUUAAAUCUUGCCCUGUUUCUAAUGCAUCUUCUGUUUGUACAUUUGCAGGUGGGUAUGACAGGUAGUGAGAUUAUCUUCAGUUUAAAAGUAGUAUUUGGUUUUUCCUUUUUGUUUCUUUUAGUUUUGUUUUAUGCUCAUGUUUUCAAGAGUUAUAGCAAAUUGAUUUCUGAUUUUUAUUGCUCUUGCAACUGAUGUAAAUGAUAGUUUCAGUUUUUGUGGUAAUUAAAAAAUAAAGCACUUAUUCUAAAUUA